GUUCUAAUGAUUGUGUUUUCUUUUUAGACACAUAGAUAUGAAAACCUAUUGUGCAUACCUUCUAGUUCUCUAUGUUGUCCUUGCUGAUUCCUUGUUAACAGUCCGCAGGGCUCCUGUACAACCAGCAGUUGGCACUUUUUAUCAUUCAAGAGAUUAUUUUACCAAUCCAAAAAAUGAUGUGAGGUUUUGCUUGGAGCAUAAUGCAGUGUGCGAAUCAGGCACAAAAUGUGGAACCUGCAAGUGCAACUAUGAUGAUUUGUUUUUUUCAUAUAAACAUGGUUGCAAAAGUUAUAAAGGCGUGCAAUCUAUUUUGAAAGUUAAAGAUUGCAUGUACCAUUCUCAUGAUUCCAAAUCGUUGAUUUUAACCGCCCGUCAGUACAUGUUCUUUAGUUGCCGCAAAUUAUUACUUCCGGUGGCACUGACUCACUAUAAAGAUUGUGAAAUAAAGGCUGUAAAAUCUAUUGACAUUGUAACUGGCAUGGAAGUUCCCAUAAAUGUUUCUCUUAUGAUUGACAAAGAAGACCAAUGUUUAAAGUGCAAGCAUUUUGUGUGCGACCUAACUGACAUACCUGGUUUCUUUUUAAAUUUUGAUAUACAAUGUGUCAACAAAUAUACCAAAUUUGCAGCGAAGACGUGCUUUAUGUUCCGAGUAAUUGGUUCUUUCACAACGAAUGAAUCGCUACCAACAAUAUCUACCAGUACUAAAAUGGUUGAAAUGUCAACAACAAUAACAACAGCAACGGCAACAAUAACAACAACAGCAAUGUCAACCAAUGCCACAACAAUGAAGUUAACAUCAACAUUAAUCAAAGUUCAGAACAAUUCUACAAAAGCAACAGCAAAGAAAAUGCAAACAUCAACAGUAAUUGGGACUAGUACACGUCAUGUAUCUUUUAGUGUGAAGACCAAGAAAUCUAAAGCUAAUAAAAAGAUGAAUCACAAUCUUGCUAUUUUUUCUGCUGUUGGUGUUGUUGUCAUCGUUUUGCUUCUCUUCGUAGUUUUAUUGAUAUUUUACAAAAGAAAAAAACAGGUGCAGUCAGAGAAAGGAUGUUACGUGAAUGAGCAAGCAAGUGCAGGUGUUGGUAAUGAAAAUAAUGGACCUGUAUACAGUGAAAUGAAUGACCUUUUAAAAUCCAAAACAUGCGAGGCAGAUGUUUCAAUGAUGAAAAUAUCCGAAGAAACAGACAGUGAUGAGUUGAGUACAAUGGAGAAUCCUUACUACAUGCCAACUCAAUGCCACAACGAAUUUUCAAAUGCAAAUUGCAAAGAAAAUAAUAUCUACAACUAUGCUUGUAAUGGAUUUUCUGGAAAUGUGAAAAUAACCGCCCCCUCUGCACAUGUAACAAUGUCCAAAUCACCGGAGUAUACUUAUAUAACCCCUGUGACAUCAUCAAAUAAUCCUAUGUAUGAUGUUGCUAGUUUCGAAAGUAUGGAUACUGCAACUGUUUGUAGUAACAGUGGUGAUAAAACAGCCGUAAACGAAGUAUAUGGGAUAUAAUUUUUUGGUUCCAUUGUUUUCUGACAAACAUUUGCAGGGUUUCCUCUUAAUAUGGGUAGGUAAAAAAAGUUUUUUUGCAGAGAAAAGUAGCGUAUUGAAAUCAGGGCAUACAGUGAAUUGAGAAGAGCAAACAUUUUGUCAGAGCCAGCAAAGGAGAUAUAAUUUGAAAGGUAUCUGAGAAUUGUCAUUUUUCAUGUGUGCAUGAGAAAUCACGUUCUUUUUUAAAUAUUUUUAAAAUAGUAAAUAUUAAAAAUAAAAAUUACUAAUAAUUUUUAUCAAAAUAAAGAGAUUAUUUAUAAAAAAAUUUGAAAUGUUAUUUUGACUAUUUCAAUGUAUCAAUGUUGUAUUUUUACCAAUAAUUUUAUUACCAUUAAAAAGAAAAUGAAUUUGUAAAUAUUGAAUUUAUAAUAAUAAGAAUAUCAUUAAAUGUAUUAAUUUUGAUAAAAUAUCUCUUUUUUAACGUAUUUUUUAAAAAUAAAUCUUUGCAAGCUUAUCUUUCAGUUUCUUGUUAUUUCAUGUCUCAUGCCUUUGUUAUUUUUAUUUUUUUUUUACUUUCGAUAACUCAUCAAGCCAGUAAACAAAAAGUGAUCUUUUUCCACCAUUAAUAAAAACAGUAAUAAUAAAAACCUUUGUUUAUUUUUGUGUCAUAUGUUUAUAUAAAAGUUUGUGUCAUAUAACUUUGUUAUGAAUAUUCUAUCUAAACUACUUCUGGGUUUUUUUCAACAAGGGAAAUAAUUGUUCACUUGGCCAGUAAAAAAAGAUAUUGUUGUAUCUGUUCUUUUUUUACAUGCAACAUGCUAUAUAAGCUGUCAUGUAUAAAAAAUUCAAUCCAUUCAAUCUAUAGCUUUUGGACACUAAUAACAACGUCAAUAAUUAUGCCAAUUUUUCCGGAGUGGUACACAUAGCGGUUUAUGGCUAAUAUACUACUGUCACUUACGGCUAGUAUUUUACUUUCAGUUUGUAGCUUGUAUAUAUAUAGUAUAUAUUGUAGGUAUUAUAGUAGUCAGUCUUUAGCAGGUCUACGCUCUAUGGAUUGUUUAUUAUUUAGUUCCAUGGACAUGUUUUGAUUGUAAUAACCCUUUGGGCAGUAUAUUUUCUAUGUAAUUUUUACCAUGUUUCAUGUUUUAUUAUUGUUUAUUCAGGUAUGCAACAAAAUUAUAAUGUAAUAGCAAACACAGAGCGUCUUUUGAUGAUGUUUGACUUGUUUGUAUUUACCACAAACAAAAAUAGAGCAACAAUGUUUUCUUGAUA
Molecule: messenger RNA, 2749 nt
Organism: Hydractinia symbiolongicarpus
Lineage: Eukaryota; Metazoa; Cnidaria; Hydrozoa; Anthoathecata; Hydractiniidae
Exons: 9
Coding region: 38-1498 (486 amino acids)
Source: RefSeq, a predicted model, not a curated record